GGUCCAUUUGCGUAAAUCGACAUACCACUCUUCUGUGUUCCAAGGGCGAAUAACUCAUUCGCGGUAUAAUUCGAAGCGCAAGAUGACGUUCGCGUUCUGACUUGGAACCGAAACAUGUUAGAAGAGAACACAAAAACAAAAUUUCACGACUGUUCAAAGUCAUCGUCGGGAUCUCCAUUGUUUUAUCGGAAACAAAACAGUAGAUAUGCAGACAGGUUUCCGUGCAAGACAUCUGACUGGACAACAGACCACCUUCUACAUCUCGGCAUUGACUACGCAGAAACCUCCAGUGAUCUGCCAUCAUUUAUGCUUCCUGUAAAAGAAAUUUACAGAAAGAAGCACGGGGUAGAAGGCGACUUACCAGACGUGUAUAAAAACCUAUUGCAGUACACAAAAGACAGGUGGAAUUUUUCAUUUGAUUUUCAGAAGGAGACUCGGUCGACUGACGAAAGUGCGGUUCAGAAUGGAAUAAAACAAAGUGUUGAUGCUAUAAAGUCACUGAAAGAGGACCGCUUGAAGCAGCACGAUUGGGCAAGUCUUGAUGUGUACAUGAGAUGGAGACAUAAUCUGGUUGACUUCUGGCACCAUUUUGUGAUGCUUCUUAGAAGAUGGAGAAAAGAAUGGCCAAAAGAGGAACGCUACACAAUACUGUUGAUGGCUUUCUCCCGAGUUUGCUUUCUUGUUCCGGAGCUUGGACAGGCCUACAGUGAAUUGUUUACCAUCAAAGAUUUGACAGUUCGAGGUAUGCCUGAAGUACGGUUUAUGGCAGCCCCUCCAUUAAAUGUUGAUCGAGCAGCGUCGUAUGAUUCACAGAUCCUGAUUGUGACAGAGGUGAAGGAGUUUGAUUCUCUCCGGGUUGAUUGCAAUGCAGAAAAUUUCUCAUUGAGAAAUGUGUCCAAGAAAGUGUUAGGUCAACAUGGGAUUAAACUCCUGAUGGAAAGGAGCAGCUCUUUUUUCUUCCCCGGUGUGGUUGGAAUUCUGUGUAUUGGAACUAAAAUGAUUUUGUCCUACUUAAACAUUACACAGGAUCAUUACUUCAGGAUAAAAGAGAAAGGAAAAGUUGACAGCAAUACCAAGGCUACAAUAUCAUAUACCCGACCAUAUGAUAUCCUGAAUGUUCAUGACCGACUGGAAAUCAUGGAAGCAUUAUUCUGGUUUGGCAUUGUACAAUCAAAAUACAUUGCUUGAAUUUAACAUAAUGUGGUAUAUAUACAGUGUAUAAUUUAGAAAUUAUGAGUUGAGAUAUAGAGAUGUACAAACUGUGUUUUAAAUAUAAUGUGAAAUAUAUCCAUGGAAAUUGAGACAUAAAGGUGUUAAGUUGUACAAGUUUUUAGGUCUAGAAUUUGAUCUGCACAUUUGUUUUCCUCCCACCAUUAAAAAAGGAAGUACUUGGAGCAGUUCAGUUUAUCUUUAAAAAGUAUGUGUAGUUAUUCAUGUAGGAUCAUUGUAAUGAAGAAAGUUCAACUCUUGUUUACCAAAUCUUCUACAUGUGUGUAUAUCAUGUGAGACAGUAUUUCAAGUACCUUAGUUUUGUGUUUUACAUUUGAACAAAUAUCGGUAGCAAAUGUAUUCUGUGACACCCCCCCCCCCCCCCCCCAAAAAAAAAAACACCCCCCCCAAAACACCUGUUAUAUGAUAUUGAAAUGAUUAUGGUCAUAUGGAGUGCAUUGACUUUUCAACAAAAAUGAUGUUUGUAAUAUAUACCACUAGAGCAAAACUUAUCCUAGAUAAGGAGACGUUAAGAAACACGGAAAAUCAUGUCCAACCAUGAAAGUUAAUGCUCAAAUGAGAGGCUUUUUAAGCUAAUGGUUUGGAAUGUAAAUAUAUCGGUUUAUUUCAAUAAAAUUUGAAGUGAU
Messenger RNA from Ostrea edulis (European flat oyster), 1856 nucleotides. RefSeq lists its product as uncharacterized. Lineage: Eukaryota; Metazoa; Mollusca; Bivalvia; Ostreida; Ostreidae. The record is from RefSeq and is a predicted model, not a curated record. The transcript is spliced from 5 exons. The coding region runs from base 115 to 1188 and encodes 357 amino acids.